Messenger RNA from Engraulis encrasicolus (European anchovy), 1066 nucleotides. Its product is annotated as phosphoinositide-interacting protein-like. Lineage: Eukaryota; Metazoa; Chordata; Actinopteri; Clupeiformes; Engraulidae. The transcript has 2 exons. The record is from RefSeq and is a predicted model, not a curated record. Gene Ontology annotation, cellular component: plasma membrane. Bases 308 to 745 code for a protein of 145 amino acids.
AAAGAUAUGUGCAGCAGUAUUUUUUAUUAUUCAACACUUGCCACUGCAUACUGUAAGUGGGUCUGUCAGUGGCAGAUCAGCUCCAAAAUGGGGAGAGAGUAGAGUGCUAUUUGCCAAUGUUAAUCUCUUACUGUAGUCUAGCCUGCAUGUGGCCACUCCCUGUCCUGGCGGGCAUCAUGGGUGGGGCUUCACUGCCAUCAUUGUCACUCACUGUCCUCAGCCUCCGCUUGGCACUGACAGAUCAGCCGUGACCGUGACAGGGACCAUCACCGGAUGGCUGAAGGGAAGCCUGGCUGCUGACCUGAAGAUGCUCCUUACCGUGGCUGACGGCAAGAAGACUGGAGAGAUGGAGACCGCCACCACCUGCCCCUCUUUUUUGAAGAUCAGCAGCACCCUGUCUCCUCCGAAGCGCAGACUCUGGACUGUCUUCCGUAAGCCCAUCCUGACCCUGGCGGUGGGUGGGCUGGUGUUUGGUGCGGGCACCGCCGCCUCCCUGCUGUACUUCACCCAGCUGGGCUGCGUGCCGUACCUGGUGGGGCCCGUACUGCUCUCCGUGGGGCUGAUGUUCCUGGUGACGGGGCUGGUGUGGAUGCCCCUCAUCAAGCAGAGGCUGGAGCACAAAGCCCUGGCUCAGAUGAACUACAGCAAGCUGUUCAGCUCGGAGGCAUCUGUGGCAACGACGACGACGGCCGGAUACAUGCAACCCUGUGCCAGCAUCUCACAAGAUGUAGACUGGCUGGCCUAAACAUUCCUCUUUCUGUGCUUGCACCAUGCAAACAUAUCAGAGUUGUACAGUUGUGUUUGUGACAUUGGGACAUUUAAAAGAGACAAAAAAACACUGGCAAAAAUAGAUUUGUGGAUUUUAUACGCUGUGAAAGACUCCUAUCAAAUGGCAACCAAAAGAGGACUGCUGUGACGCCAUAAACUGUCAUUUUCAUUGCUCCCAUUGUUGCACGGGGCUGGAUAAUCCCUCAGAACAGGAUUAGCAAGGCAGGAAAUGCUAUUGAUGUUAGAGGCCACGGCCAUCUGAAUGCUGACUUAAUCUAACUGAUGGGAUUCCUUAAUA